This is a messenger RNA of Puccinia graminis f. sp. tritici CRL 75-36-700-3, 2042 nucleotides long. RefSeq lists its product as uncharacterized. Lineage: Eukaryota; Fungi; Basidiomycota; Pucciniomycetes; Pucciniales; Pucciniaceae. The record is from RefSeq and is a predicted model, not a curated record. Bases 231 to 1409 code for a protein of 392 amino acids. Gene Ontology annotation, biological process: proteolysis. Gene Ontology annotation, molecular function: aspartic-type endopeptidase activity. The transcript has 7 exons.
CUGGCUCUGAGCUCAUCGACGAGAAGCAAUAACACCACCCUUUCCUGAAUCAACCGCGACUCAGCGGCUGGUUAUCUACUCCUUCUGACAUGAGUCUCUUACAUUGCAGAUUGUGCUUAAAUACUCCAUGGAGAUCCGCCCAAUGGGCCAAUUCCAUGAAGUUGUCCCCAUAAGCAGUCUAUCUUCUCGACCGAAAAUUUGCAUCAUAUCCCUAACCUUUAUUUCAUUCAAUGUUCACUUCAACUCGUUCUGCCAAUGCAACACACCGCACAGGAUGUUCAUCAUCCACCCUUUAUUUCUUGGUGCUCUCCCUUUCUUUCCAAGCUUGUCUUGGAGGUUCUACCUCGGAGAAGAAAAAAAUCAAGACAUCAAUUCCUAUCGUAAACGAAAAGCAUCUAUAUACCAUACCUGUGGGAUUCGGAUCGCCCCCGGAGUAUCAUAACCUUGGCAUUGCCACUGGAUCUGCCAACACGUAUACCGGAAGCGUCUUAGAAUAUAAAAAGACUGAAUCAACAUAUGAUCUCCACCAGCAACUAUUCAUUCCAUACGGAUUCGGGAACGCUACUGGAAAACUCGUGACUGAUACCAUCACCCUUGGCGAGUCGGAGACUAGUGUCAAACUGACCAAUACAACGGUUGGAAAUGUUACCAAGCUUGUUGGGUUCGAAGGUUUUGAUGGCCUGCUGGGACUUGGUCUAUCUUCCGAAUCUUACCCACGUAACGAAGAAAACAUCGGACAGCUGCUGACCCCGACCGGGCUAAUGUAUGACCGUGGACUGUUGGAGAAAGUAAUGUUUGGGAUAUCAUUCAUGCCAACGCGCAAGGACCGUGAUCCCAAUGGAAUUCUCACAAUUGGUGGAGUAGAGCCCAGCAGAUUUGUUGGUGAUCUCACAUGGUACCCUUGCAGCUCUUACCGCACGUGGGAUUGGUCUGCUUCCAUUUCUUACGGUGAAAAUGAGCUAUCGGGAAAAAGUAUUAUGGGAGCGUUCGAUACGAGUUACACUAAUACGCCGGCUCUACCCAGAGACCUAUUCGAUAAAUACGUGCUUUCGAUCCCUGGAGCUCUCUGGGAUGACUCGUGGCUGUCACUAAACCCAUCCGGAUCGGUUAACAAGUACAUGCUCAAGAUACCCAGCUCCUCAGUAGCGGAGAUGGAGGAUUUAUGCUUUACCGCCAAGGACGUUCGGUGGUGCCUAUGUCCAGAGGCUCAAUUGGUACCCGACGGUUUGAUCACCGAUGGCGAGCCUGGCUAUCGAUAUGGCUACGUUAGCCCACUUCAAACGACAGUCAACCAAGAGGCCAAAUUCAUCUUGGGUAUGAAGGCAAUGGAACGCUUUUAUGUGGCCUUCGAUUUAGCGAACUACCGGGUCGGACUCGCUCAAACCGAAUGGACAAGCUCUACAUUCUAGGAUUGAUUGUUCUAAUCGGAGCAGAAAAAUCCAGCUGCCACCCAGAGGAAGGAAAAAAGUAUAACCAACUCAGGCACAACUCUAGCCAAAACAUCUCUCAACCGACCGUAUUAUAGGAAAGCCCUGCCAUGACAAUGAAAAACUCCAAGAAUGUCAGAACAAGACAAAGAACGAAUUGCAAAUAAAGAAUUUUCCUGUUUUAAUUCACCAUAGUAUAAUUAAUUAUUUUAAUCGUUGUUGUAAAUGAUAAAUAAACUUGUAAUACAUAGAAUACAUAUAUUCAAAUAAAUCUUGUGCAAAUGACAUCCAAAUUGCCCAUUAAAUACCAGAUAAAAAUAUUUUGUGUGUAUCUGCUUAAGGGUAGAUAUGAUUUCAAAAGCUGUGCUAUGUAGAUAAUAAUUCUGGGACCCUUUCCUUUCCAGUUUCUCCCUGCCUGCUCGAUUUCUCCCAUUAUUUCAUUUUCAACCUUGAGGUUGAUUGCUCAUUCUGCCCUGGUAAGUUUUGCCAACAGGGAGAUGUGAAGAUGCUUGUUGCACCUGUUGGAUAGUACAAUCUUUAGGUGGGAUCAUUAAAAAAAUAGCAAAAAAGCAGUAGCAAAGGGUCAUUUAUCAUUCUGAUACUUGCAGAAAACAA